Molecule: messenger RNA, 3240 nt
Organism: Limanda limanda (common dab)
Lineage: Eukaryota; Metazoa; Chordata; Actinopteri; Pleuronectiformes; Pleuronectidae
Exons: 2
Coding region: 1-3240 (1079 amino acids)
Source: RefSeq, a predicted model, not a curated record
AUGACUAAAAUCUCCAAGCCUUUGUCAGAGAUUAUGCCACAGGAACAGGAGACUCCAUCUGAGGAGGAAACUGUUUGUACGCAACAGCAACAGGAGACUCCACCCGAGUUGGAAACCGCUUGUACACAGCAGCAACAGGAGACUCCACCCGGGUUGGAAGAUACUUGUACGCAGCAGGAACAGGAGACUCCACCUGAGUUGGAAGAUACUUGUACGCAGCAGCAACAGGAGACUCCACCCGAGUUGGAAGAUACUUGUACGCAGCAGCAACAGGAGACUCCUCCCAAGUUGGAAACCGUUAUUACGCAGCAGCAUCAUGAGACUCCAGCCCAGUUAGAAAUAAUCUGUUCGCAGCAGACUCCAGUGGAGUUGGAAACUGUCUGUAUGGAACAGCAACAGGAGACUCCAGUGGAGUUGGAAACGGUCUGUAUGGAGCAGCAACAGGAGACUCCAAUGGAGUUGGAAUCGGUCUGUAUGGAGCAGCCACAGGAGACUCCAGUUGAGUUGGAAACCGCUUCUACUCAGCACCAACAGGAGACUCCAGUGGAGUUAGACACCUUCUGUUCACAGCAGCAACAGGAGAAUCCCCCUGAGUGGGAAACCAUUAGUACGCAGCAGCAAGAGGAGGCUCAAGCCCGGUUGGAAACCAUCUGUUCGCAGCAGCAACAGGAGAGUGUUGAUGAGUUGGACACUGCUUGUAUGCAACAACAACAGGAGACUCCCCCUGAGUGGGAAACGAUUAGUAUGCAGCAACAACAGGAGACUCCAGCCCAGUUGGAAAAUGUCUGUAUGCAACAGCAACAGGAGACUCCAGUCGAGUUAGAAUCCGUUUGUAUGAAUCAGCAACAGGAGACCCCAGCCAAGUUUGAAACCACUGUUACGCAGCAGCAGCAACAAGAGACUCCACCUCAAUUAGAAAGCACUGGUACGCAGCAACAACAGGCGAGACUCGAUGAGUUGGAUACUGCUUGGUUGCAGCGACAACCGGAGUCUCCAGUGGAGUUGGAAACCAUUAGUAUGCAGCAGCAACAAGCGACUCCAGCCCAGUUGGAAAAUGUCUGUAUGCAACAGGAACAAGAGACUCCAGUCGAAUUAGAAAUCAUUGGUAUGGAACACCAACAGGAGACUCCAGCCGAGUUGAAAACCACUGGUAAGCAGCAGCAACAGGAGACUCCAGCUAAUUUGGAAACCAUCAGUACGCUGCAGCAACAGGAGACUCCAGCUGAUCUGGAAACCACUGGUACGCAGCAGCAACAGGAAACUCCAGCUGAUCUGAAAACCACUGGUACGCAGCAGCAACAGGAGACUCCACUUGAGUUAGAAACCACUUCUAUACAGCAACAACAGCAGACUCCAGUUGAGUUGGAAACCGUCUGUACGCAGCAGCAACAGGAGACUCCAGCUUAUCUGGAAACCACUGGUACGCAGGGGCAACAGGAGACUCCACUUGAGUUAAAAACCACUUCUAUACAGCAACAACAGCAGACUCCACUGGAGACGGAAACCGCCUGUAUGCAGCAGCAACAGGAGACACCAGCCGACUUGGAAACUAUUCUUACGCAGCAGCAACAGGAGACUUCAGUCGAGUUGGAAACCGUCAGUAUGCAGCAUCAACAGGAGACUUCAGUCGAGUUGGAAACCGUCAGUAUGCAGCAGCAACAGGAGACUCCAGUCGAGUUGGAAACCGUCAGUUUGCAGCAGCAACAGGAGACUUCAGUCGAGUUUGAAACCGUCAGUAUGCAGCAGCAACAGGAGACUCCAGUCGAGUUGGAAACCGUCAGUAUGCAGCAGCAACAGGAGACUCCAGUCGAGUUGGAAAUCGUCAGUUUGCAGCAGCAACAAGAGACUCCAGUCGAGUUGGAAACCGUCAGUUUGCAGCAGCAACCGGAGACUCCAGUCGAGUUGAAAACCACUGGUAAGCAGCAGCAACAGGAGACUCCAGCUGAUUUGGAAACCAUCAGUACGCUGCAGCAACAGGAGACUCCAGCUGAUCUGGAAACCACUGGUACGCAGCAGCAACAGGAGACUCCACUUGAGUUAGAAACCACUUCUAUACAGCAACAACAGCAGACUCCAGUUGAGUUGGAAACCGUCUGUACGCAGCAGCAACAGGAGACUCUAGCCCAGUUGGAAAAUGUCUGUAAGCAACUGCAACAGGAGGUUCUAGCCGAGUUGGAAACCACUGGUAAACAGCAGCAACAGGAGACUCCAGCUGAUUUGGAAACCAUCAGUACGCAGCAGCAACAGGAGACUCCAGCUGAUCUGGAAACCACUGGUAUGCAGCAGCAACAGGAGACUCCACUUGAGUUAGAAACCACUUCUAUACAGCAACAACAGCAGACUCCAGUUGAGUUGGAAACCGUCUGUACGCAGGGGCAACAGGAGACUCCACUAGAGUUAGAAACCACUUCUAUACAGCAACAACAGCAGACUCCACUGGAGACGGAAACCGCCUGUACGCAGCAGCAACAGGAGACUCAAACCAAGCUGAAAACCGUCAGUACGCAGCAGCAACAGGAGACUUCAGUCGAGUUGGAAACCGUCAGUAUGCAGCAUCAACAGGAGACUUCAGUCGAGUUGGAAACCGUCAGUAUGCAGCAUCAACAGGAGACUUCAGUCGAGUUGGAAACCGUCAGUAUGCAGCAGCAACAGGAGACUCCAGUCGAGUUUGAAACCGUCAGUUUGCAGCAGCAACCGGAGACUCCAGUCGAGUUGGAAACCAUCAGUAUGCAGCAGAAACCGGAAACCCCAGUCGAGUUGGAAACCGACAGUAUGCAGCAGCAACAGGAGACUCCAGUCGAGUUGGAAACCGUCAGUUUGCAGCAGCAACUGGAGACUCCAGUCGAGUUGGAAACCGUCAGUUUGCAGCAGCAACCGGAGACUCCAGUCGAGUUGGAAACCGUCAGUAUGCAGCAGCAACAGGAGACUCCAGUCGAGUUGGAAACCGUCAGUAUGCAGCAGCAACAGGAGACUCCAGUCGAGUUGGAAACCGUCAGUUUGCAGCAGCAACAGGAGACUCCAGUCGAGUUGGAAACUGUCAGUAUGCAGCAGCAACCGGAGACUCAGGCCGAGAUGGCGACAGUCAGUACCCAGCAGCAACAGGAGAGUCCAGCCGAGUUGGAAACCUUCUGCAGGGUUUGUCUGGACGAAAAAGACAGGAUCCAAUCAGAGAUUAAGACGAAGAACCUCAAGAACCUCCUGCGUCUGAAUUCUGGGGUUUCCGUGUUGAAUGGCUACUGA